This is a messenger RNA of Lolium rigidum, 1073 nucleotides long. RefSeq names its product probable glutathione S-transferase GSTU6. Lineage: Eukaryota; Viridiplantae; Streptophyta; Magnoliopsida; Poales; Poaceae. The transcript has 2 exons. Gene Ontology annotation, biological process: glutathione metabolic process. Gene Ontology annotation, molecular function: glutathione transferase activity. The coding region runs from base 60 to 776 and encodes 238 amino acids. Gene Ontology annotation, cellular component: cytoplasm. The record is from RefSeq and is a predicted model, not a curated record.
AACACAAUCCAAAACGAUCUCAGCCUUCACGAUAUACAGAUACGUCUAGAUCUUGCACCAUGGCCGGCGGAGACGACCUGAAGCUGCUCGGCACAUGGGCAAGCCCAUUCGCCAUCAGGGUGAAAUUCGCGCUCGCCCUCAAGGGCCUGACCUACGAGUACGCCGAGGAGGACCUCGCCAGCAAGAGCGACCUCCUGCUUAGCUCCAACCCGGUGCACAAGAAGAUACCCGUGCUCAUCCACAACGGCUUGCCGGUCUGUGAGUCCAACGUCAUUGUGGAGUACGUCGACGAGGUGUUCGCCGGCCCGUCCAUCCUCUCCGCCGACCCGUACGAACGAGCCAUUGCUCGCUUCUGGGCCGCCUAUACGUUUCACUCUGUAUUUCACCUCUUGGCAUCGUGGGCCACCAUGUUGUUCAGGGGGAAGACAGAGGAGGAGAAAUCUGAUGGGAAGAAGGCUUUGUUCGCGGCAUUGGAGACCCUGGAGGGGGCCCUGGUGAAGUGCUCCGACGGGAAGGCGUUCUUCGGCGGGGCAAGCGUCGGGCUCGUGGACCUGGCGCUGGGAAGCCAGCUCUCGUGGCUCAAGGCGGCGGAGGUGAUGGCCGGAGAGAAAUUCAUUGGCGGCGACAACACCCCACUCCUUGCUGCGUGGAUGGCGCGCUUCAGCGAGCUCACCGUUGCGAAGGCGGAGUUGCCGGACGUGGACAAGGUGGUUGAAUUCGCUAAGAUGAGGCAGGCCCGGAUGGCUGCAGCUGCAGCUACGGCGCCGAGCAACUAAUCAAACCAACUGAAAAAGCCUGUUUACUGCAGAAAAAAAUAGUCUCAAUAAUGGUUGUCUGUGCCAGCUGGACUUCACAAUCCGCACAUUUCUACAACUAGAUUUAUUUUUGUAUCUUGGUUGAAUUCCAGAUAAUGCCUCCUAAGUGAUUUCAUUUCUGUUUAAAACUUUCAGACGGUAUGUAUAAUUGUAAGAAAAAUUGGCUAUGUUCUGCCCUCUAUUCCUCCGAUGUAUCAGUAAUGGUGCUAACAAUGCAUACUGAGAUUAGAUGGUCAAAUCUACUUAUGCUCUAAGUUA